CAUGAAAAACUUAGAGAACUUCAGCACCAAAAUGAAGCUUUGAAAUUGCAAAAUGAGAUAUCGGUACUUGAAAGGCAGAUAGACAGUAUGCAGUUAUCUUUUCAAAAUCAAUAUGACUCAAACUAUGAAGGCAAACAAACGUCAACACCUAAAUUUUUAACAAGACAAUAUGCAGCACCUCUAUCAGAAAGAAGGCGACGGUUAUUACCACCGACUCCAGAUAAAAAGCCCUUUGAAAUAGAACGUGACCCUAUAAACUCAAAUUCAAAACGAAGUGUUAUGAUGAAGCCAGCUACGUAUGAUGGAACUAGCUCAUGGAUAGAUUAUAAAGCGCAUUUUGAAGCAUGUUCAGAAAUUAAUCGAUGGACAAACAAAGAAAAAGGUCUUUAUUUAUCUGUUUUAUUAAGAGGUCAAGCUCAGGGUGUAUUUGGCAAUCUGACAAGCAAAUCACCGAAUUAUGAUGAACUUGUAUUAGCAUUACAAGAAAGGUUUUCACCACCCAAUCAAACUGAAUUAUAUAGAGCUCAACUAAGAGAAAGAAGACAAAAAGCUACAGAAUCUUUAUCUGAGAUGGGGCAGGACAUAAGACGUUUGACUAAUUUAGCAUACCCUUCAGCACCAUCAGAUGUGAAAGAGACUUUAGCGAAGGAACAAUUUAUAGAUUCUUUGGUUAACUCGGAUAUGAGGCUUAGAAUUAAACAAGCUCGUCCUACUAGCUUGAAUGAAGCAGUAAGACACGCUGUUGAGCUUGAGGCUUUCAACAGAGCAGAACAAAAGUCCUAUGAAACCCGUGGUUAUAUGAGAAAGUUAAAUUCUGAUCAGUAUGAGUUUCUGAAAAGUGAAGAUGACAAAUUAGAUAGCCUGACAAAAUUAGUAGAGGAAAUGAAGAAUAUGUUAUUUAUGUUUAGACGCCAAAAUAACUAUCAAACAUUUGAUAAAAGAAACCGAAAUACUUCAAAGCAAAAGCAGAAUAAUAGAACGUCUUCAAGAACAUUUGCUAAUGAGCCAAAUACAAAUAGUUUGAAUUGUUAUGAGUGUGGUAAGAAAGGUCAUAAUAAAUACAAUUGUCGAAAGUUCAGUGGCAGAUCGAAACGAAAAAUUAAUCUGUUGGAGAAAGAUUGUGAAAACUCGUCUAAUUCGUGUGGUUCCGGGUUAUUUGUUGAAGCUACAAUAAAUGGCAUUAAAGCUAAUUGUUUAAUUGAUACUGGUGCAACAUUUUCAAUUAUUUCUUCAAGUUUUAUAGAUAGAUGUCAGUUUCCAGUAAGUUUAGAACCGUUUGGUACAAACAUUGUAAAUGCAUCUGGAAAACCUUUAGAAAUAAAAGGAAGAACACAUUUAGAUAUUAAAUUGAAUGAUAGAAUUUCAACAAAUCCUUUCAUAGUUUCUGACAUAGAGGGAGAUGCAAUAUUAGGAUUAGAUUUUAUGACAGCAAGAAAUAUUGUAAUAGAUGUUCCAAAUAAUCAGUUAACAGCCAAUGGUAAAAAGAUGAAAAUAAAUUGUAAAGGUCCGAUUGGUUGUAACCGCGUGAUUUGUCAUUUUUGUGGAAUGAAAUUUAAAAAGAAAGCUUAUAUAAGACAGCACUGUAGAAGAAUACAUAGUUCUGGAAUAUAAAUAUAAAUGAGAUUCGGAGUGUGUGUAUGCCAAAUCUAAUUGUUUGAGGCAGCUUAAAACAUAUUUUGUAAGUUCAUGCGGGGCGCAUGUAAAACGGAGGCGUGGGUAGUGUAACGUUUUGACAUUUUUACCAAGCUAGAUUUUAUUAAAGAUUAUCGUUUGCUGAAAUGAUUUUAGUGUAACUUUACUAUUAUGUUAAUUGUUUAUGUUGCGACAAUGUAUUUUAGUUUACGGUACUUUACAAUAUACGUUUGGUAUACGUAUUUUCAAUGAACGUAUGAAAUCAUAUAAUAUAAUAAUCGUCUCAGUGAUAGUGAUCAUUCUAAUCAGCCAAUGAAAAUUAAGUCAUGCUUGAGCGAUCAUCUCAGCAGGUAUAAAUACGGCGAUUAGAUCAAAAUUAUUCAGUCUGCAGAAAAAUUCACCGGGACCAGGUUAUUCUGUGUAACUGAAGCCUCGCUUCAUACAUUGAGGAUAAUUUCGUUCACCUAACUGAAGCCUAGCUUCAUAGGUAGAAAAGAAGAAUUGGCCAAAACUAAAUACUCUUGUUUAUCCAAUUGAAGCCUAGCUUCAUGGAUGUAGAUGUAAUAUAUUAAAGUUUGUGAAUUGCAUUUGACUCUGGGUACUUAUAGAUCUCCACAUUUUCUGAAAGCCUCGCUAUCAGGGAAUUGGUAACAUAUAGGUAUUAAAAAUCCAGAGGUAGAUUUAAAACGAAUUAGAUUUGUAUAGUUGGAACUUUGUUAUAGAUCCCUACCAGCAGCUUAUCUUCCUAUCUAAUAGAAGCCUCGCUUCAUAGAUAGGGAGGUGGUUGCUGGACUAUAGGAAAUUAUCGGGUUGCAGCGUCAUAUCUAUAGCUUUUGAAUUAUUUCAUUGUGUUAUAAUUACAGUAUUGUGACUUUUGAUAAUUUAAUAGUGUAUUACGGAAUGUUAAUUCAAGCUGAUUGUUUAUAAUAUUUGAUCAUUUAAGAAUCAUUUGUAUCUAAUCAAACGGCAGGUAG
Ruditapes philippinarum (Manila clam) is the source of this 2606-nucleotide messenger RNA. RefSeq lists its product as uncharacterized. Gene Ontology annotation, biological process: proteolysis. The transcript has a single exon. NCBI's taxonomy places the organism in Eukaryota, Metazoa, Mollusca, Bivalvia, Venerida, Veneridae. Gene Ontology annotation, molecular function: aspartic-type endopeptidase activity; nucleic acid binding; zinc ion binding. The record is from RefSeq and is a predicted model, not a curated record. Bases 88 to 1611 code for a protein of 507 amino acids.